GUCUGUGUAUUUUUUGCCAACACCUUGGCUGCAUUUUCCUUGGUCAAUCAAUUGUCUGACUUUUCAUCCGUUAAUAAAUUGCAAUCUGUGUGGGUCUGAGCAGAGUAGAUGCAUCCCAUUUUUUUUAACCCUCUGUAUGUCGCCAACCCCCCUCGGACUGAGUAUGAUGCUUGUUUUUCUUCGAGGGGGGCGGGGAGGGGUGGGCAAUUGCAAUCCAUCUAAGCAGGUUAUGAUCAAGCGUAGCGGACACAUGCAGUUCUGCGACCAUGGGUCGUUCGGCGACUUUUCGUGCGUCAGUGGCGAGGUUCCGCGAGAAACGGUUUUGAGUUUGGCACAUACAGUGAUGGUUGCGUGGGCAGAGGCGACUGUGCGGAAAGUGGACAUCUCCUCUUUGUACCUGUCACAAUGGUGCGAGAUUCAGGGGAACAAAAGUUUGAUCGAGUUCCAUGUCAAGCUACCUGCUGUGAAUGCGCACAACGAAAAAAUACGAUUUUCAGAGAAAGGUAGCGCAGCGCAAGGUGCCACACAGUCAUUCUUCUGAAACAGGUCAGGCCACAUCCAUCUCUGGUGAACUAUGCGAUCGUAGAAUGCGGGGCAAAUUCGCGUAUGUUGUAUUUUGGGGGACAUAAACCAGGCCAUCAUGGGGAUUUUUAUCUAUCCUGAAUGGACACAUGUGGAGUAUGAACUGAAGCAUGAACGAAGGCAAAGGAAAGCAGAGAGUGUCGGCAGAGGCUGCUAGUAGUUCGGGUAUUGCAGGGUCUGCGAUUUUUGUCAGGCCGGUCAGUUUGUGGUGCAGAAGCCCUCCCUCUAUGGGAUUUGUGUGUGCCUAUGGCAAUUGCAAUUUGUGUUUGAAGCCGGCGCAGCAGCCCCUCUGUGUGAAGGCUGUUCGGUACAGUAUACACCUUGCAAGGUGAAGGGCCUUUCGGUAGCGCUACAACGCCGCGUGGACCCUGCACCUGCCGACAGUCAUGUUCCGUUAUGGCCAUUAUGUUUGGGUUGGGCCUUGCCUCUAGAGAGACCUGUAAUCGAAGAGGGAGGUGUCAGUUUGAAAAUUCACAAUUGAAUUUGGAACCAUGGUAGAAGUUUGAAAUCUUCUCCUUCAAGCUGAACUGGAAGACCAUACCAGUUGCUUGCCACCUUGGUGGAAGUUCGAACUCUCGUUCAAUGUGUGUAUGGAGCGGACGAUUCAUUGCAGCGCUCUUCAAAUGUUCUCGCACGUUCUGGCAGGGGAAUGGGAUAGCUGGAGUUAUGAUUUGCAGUGACUGGGCAUGAGUGUGAAGUCACAAAUGGGUCCAUUCAAGAACAAAUGAGUUACUUGGGCCUGACCAAUUGGAAGUUUUGGGUAUUCCAUUGAACAUGGAGUCGUCGCAGUGCGCAGAUGCUGCAGGUCUCUGUGGGCUUGAGCUCCUGGCUAUGAUGAUGGACAAUUUUGCACUUUUUGAUUUAUCCUACGGAAAAUCGGCUGACAUGAAGAGCAUAUGCAUACAUACAGCUCCCCUUCACCAUUUUUCUCAGUUGCCAGAGUUUUCCAGUCAUUGCAGCAGGUCCCAUCUGACCCUGGAACAAUGCCCGAUCCGAGAGGGACUAGGUUGUCUGUCCCCGGUUCCAGGCUAUUGUGAUGCAACAAGUGCACGUGAAGAGAGGUCUAAGGGCAGGGAGGAGUUGCACGAACAUUAAUUGCACAUUUCCCAGAUCUCAUUAUGGAUCCAUCUAUUCCAGGGACUAGGUUGUCUGUCCCCGGUUCCAGGCUAUUGUGAUGUAACAAGAGCACGUGACGAGAGGUCUAGCAGCAGGGAGGAGUGGCACGGACAUUAAUUGCACAUUGGGAGGAGAGAGGCCGGGCUGAAGUAUGAGAAUAACCACUCAGAGGUGGGGUUGGAUGUCAAGGGUAUUCUCUGUGAACACUCUUGUUGCAUAGUCGUGAUCCUAGUGGAAAGGUCCUGUCCCAUGGGCCAGCGGGCUUAUGUCCCAUUAAGCUAGUUCCAGGGUGAGAUGGGAGCUGUACUGGUUGACACUGUUUGCACGCAGGAGGCUUUUCAGUAUGUCGACGGGUUAAAGUACUUGUCACGAUGGCGCAGAGCCUCUCCUUUCCACAAGGAUUCAGAUUUACUGAUCCUUCCUUGUCGAGUGAUCCCGGAAUUCCAGAUUGACGCAGUUUCUGGAAGGAGUGGUUUCGAGUGCGGUCGGUCCCAACAGGAUGGACAGGAAAGGAGAUUUUUAUGGGCGGUUGCGGGAUUGAAAUGAGAUAGAGUUGCUGGCUUGGCGAGCUGGUCGCGGCAACACAGCAGGAACUGAAGGACCAACGAAGCAUGAUUGACCUUGGAACAGGAACUACUAAAGAAAGCACCAGUGUCCCAGGGUCCCGUGGCAUGUGUGGUAUGAGUGGACGUGCCGGGGUCAGCAACGCAUCUGGGUGUGACGACAAGUCGUCAUAUGAAGAAGAGCUAUGACUAUAAGACCGCGGCCGUCAUCGGUUCAUCGGUUCUCGAUCGGUUUUCCCUUUCUUCUUUUUUUUUACAGGAGUGCCUCGAAGUCGAUGUUGGGGCUGGUGAUCGUAGGUCGAAGCCGUAUUCCUUGGUGCAAAAGCAAGUCUUUUUUUUUUCCGAGAUACUAGUAGUUUCAUAAGGCAAAGUCGUCUUCUUAGAUGCAAAAGGGCUUGAUCCUCGAUGGCAGAGUACAAGGCAUCUUGUGAAGGGCCAGACCAGCGAAAAAUAGAGAAGAGAACAGAGUAAGACAUUCUUUAGGCGAUUGAACUGGUGGAUGGGGAGGGUUUUUGACGAGUGCUGCUUGCGGGGAUAAUCUUGAGCGUCUAUCUGAUUCCACCUUUUGGGUGAUAUUGCCUGGCAGCAAAUCUAUGUAUGGGUAAUAAGGUCUUGGCUGGCAGGCGAUCUCUUUGGGGCUGGCGAGCGAUCUAUCGGAUGGUUCAUGGUAUAUUAGGUAAUAAACCGAACAGCCGUGGAGGAGCACUCUGUGUACCUAAUACCAUGAAGCUUCGGAUAGAUCGCUCAGCCCCGAAGAGAUCGCUCACCUUGUGUCCUGGCUUUGAGUGUGUGAGUUUUCCUGUGAACCUUGGGAACCGUUGAACAAACGGUUGUUGUCCCUUGUGCGACUGAACAGAGCAUGCACUCCUCUAGUAGUUUUUUUAGAUUGACCGCUCACCUUGUGUCCCGGCUUUGAGUGUGUGACGGACUUCCUCGUGCACAGGGAAAAUGAGAGAUGGCUUCCGUGCACUGAAGACGAGGCGGAGGUUGUGGCGUUGUGAGAGAGCCGACUGCAGCAGCGAUGUACUCCUAUGGCGUCGAUGAGCAUCUCUGCUUAUGCGUGCCAUUGCGCUGGUAGCACGCACGAUAGGGCCCCACGACAGUCUUCGCGCAUAAGGGGUUGGCUUACUGUGACAAAUUGACAAUACUUUACUUUUGUCAUUGGUUUUACUUGGUUGAAUCAUUGGAAGCCAAUGGUCACCAGAGUACUCAGUACAGUGACGAAAGCAUUACUUCACCACUAGGGGAUCAUGUCCUCAGGAUGUGGUGACUGAUGAUAGUCAUUUUUCCUCUCAAGCAGAUGAGAUAAGGCAGCAAGAAGAACCAGGGGAAAUUGGGCAACGACCUUACCCGCCAAUGUGGUCGUAGUCAUGGGGGGUGUUUUUGGGUGGAUUUUAGGGGCUUGUGCUGUACGGACUGUGUGGGGGCUUAUGGGCUCAUUUGCUGUGUGUAUAUUCGUCUCUACAUCCCUACUACUACGAAGUCGGAAUAUG
This is a messenger RNA of Chara braunii, 3754 nucleotides long. The record is from the annotation of a GenBank genome assembly. Lineage: Eukaryota; Viridiplantae; Streptophyta; Charophyceae; Charales; Characeae.